UGUUGUUGCUGUUUAUUUUUGAUCAUGGAAAAAAUGUAGAAAUCUUAGUAAUUUUAAUCUCAAGCCUGCCCACUUUACUGUAACUUAAAUUUUGCUUUGAAUUCUUCACAGGACGUGAUUUUUAUUGAUUGAGAUGGCGGACGACUGUGAGCUUCUAUUUUUCGAUACGUUUUCACAUGAUACAUGUGAAGAGCUCAAUUUGGAUUUAGUGCAGUUUCCUCGGCCAGUCUAUAUUUUUGAGAUCAGAAUAAUACCUCUGGGAGCUCGAGUGCAAGCUGAUUUUCCUGGAGGCCAUCGACUAGGUGCCACUAAUCCAUCUUCAUUUCAACUGGAAUUUUUCGUCAAUGACUUAAGCAAAAGAAGUGCUUCUACAUUUGAGAGACUUGGGAGUAUGGAAUAUAAGCAAAAUGUGGACAUCCAGUUUCCUGUUCCUAACAAGGUUCCAACUGAUGGAUUAGUUUUGAGAGGGUGGUACAGUGCAGUUACUCUAGCUGUUUAUGGAGUUAUCACAAAGACAACAACUAAGGAACGAUCUUCACCUCCACCCCCACCACCACCUCAGGUGAAUUCGCGACAGCCCAGUCAAGAACACUGUGCUCCUAAAGAGUUUGAGUCACCCAUUGCAGACACUUCAGUACCAGAAUGGGAAAGACAACCCAGGUUGGCUGAGGUGCCCCCUGAGCCACCUCCUCCUCCUGUGCGAUCUCAUCCACCAGUGGUUGAUCCGGGAAGGUUUGAAGUACCUCAGAUAAUUCAUCAACAACCUGAUCAACAUGUUGGCUAUCCGCCUGAAAUCCCUCCGGCAGUGAUUGGUGGUUUUUCUGAGCCUCCUCCUCCUAUUGUGUACCAGGAGUGUGUGCCCGUUCCCCAAGUACCACAAGUGGCUGCACCACCACCUCCUGUGUAUUCUCAAUAUGAAACACAUUACCAGAAGCCUUGGCCUGCACCAGAGGAACAAUACCAACCUCCUACAGAGCAGUAUGAUCACCAGAUGUAUAACCGACCACCGGAAGGCAAUAUCUAUCCCCCCACAGAUUCGGGGCGACCAAUGUGGGAAUCAAAAGACCAUCAUGCGACCGAUAUGCCUAGUCACGAACAUGACAGUUAUGUUCGACCCGGUCUUCUGGACCAUCCCAUUCAUCGUGAAAAAGACUUACUACCGAAGGACAGGGGAAGAGAUCGACCUUGGGACCGUGACAUUCAUGACUACAAAGAUGAUGAUAAUAGGUUGCGAGACCACGACUCCAAGAGAAAAGAUCGGGAACGUAGGUCCAGAGAAGCCAGCUGGGAGCGAAACACAAUCGAACCAGAACGAUACAGGGACAGAGAUCGUGACAGGGAUAGAAUCAGGGACUCGGGUAGCAGGGACCGGGAUAGGGAUAGAGAGCGCAACCGAGAUCGUGCAUUCUUAGAGAGGGGUCUUAGGAAGGAAAUAAGAGAAGUGAAGAGACCCACCACUCCACCCUCUCCCCGCAAGAACCGUCCCCACACUCCCCCCACCCCACCAGAUAUGGGUUCUGGACCUCGAACUCCGAAAGAGGAUGAACCGAUGGAAAUGUAUGAUGACAGAGGAGAAGGAGAUGCAAUUCAUCACACAAAUUUCUACGAGCCCAUUCCCAGGGAACACUUGCCUGGGGAGCAUAUGUAUAAUUUAUCCGAGGGGGAGAUUCAGGAAGGUGAUAACACUGAAGAAGAUGAUGGCUAUGAAGAGAUCGUCAGUGAAGAAGAGGACAUGUCUGAUGUUGAUGACAGAACUUUAGAUAUGAGUGAAAUAGAAUAUGAUCUGAGUGAUGAAACUUGGAAUUUCAUGUCGAGUUUUUCACCAUAUAACUGUGAACUGACUAAUUGCCAACAUUUCUUGAAUCCCACUCUGUUUAACUUUGAAAUUGUUGAAAACGGUAUACCCAAAGAAAAUAAAAAUGCCCUUGAAGAAAAAUCAGUUGAAGCCAACAAGAUUUUAGAAUCUCUUACUUUACCUGCUGAUGCCGAACGUACUGAAAGAUGGGUGGAUACUUUGGAGUCAAUAACAGAAACCACUUUGUCAAGUCUUUUGUAUUUAAAAUCUAAAGAAAAGUUUGAAGAAAUCAUUGAUGUACUUAUCAGCUGGGUUGUAGAAGGACUUGAUUUUGAGCUUGCUCUCAAGCAGCCUCAAACAGCUUACAAAGUCCGCCACCUGAAAGCUGGGAUUCGUCUCGCUACUCUAAUGUUCCAAACCAAGGCAGAUAUAAUCAAGAAACUCUUGGACAAAGAUAUUCCAAAAUAUUUAGUUGAGUUAUUUGAACAACCAUACAUGGUUUUACCAGUUAAACUCCUUAUUCUACGAGGUAUAGAUGCUGUAAUUUCUACUCAACAAGGCAUGGAGUAUGUUGUAAAUAAGCCUUUGCAGAUUACUAAGUCUAAAGAUGAGGAUGUAACCAUUAAGAAUGAAAACACAGUACAAACUGAUUCAGAAGAAUCUACCUUGAAAACAUGCUAUCAAAAACUGCUUGAAUUUUUAGUGUCUAAACAGUUAACACGAGCUGUUGUUUCAUUAUCUGCACUACUAAAUAAAAUCCACCUGUAUGAAAUUUUAUUGGAGCUUUCAGAAAGUAUUGAAAAAGUUGUGCAAAAUACAGUGUUGCCGGACCCCAAAACUAAUCCAUCCGACUCCCCUGAUAACGUCGAACCCAGAGCUGUGUCUGUGGAACCAGAUCUAGAAUCCAGUGAAAGUAUUUCCAAUUCCAGUGAAGCAUUAACUCAAGUGAUCAUAUCUUGCUUGCAAGAAACAAUUUCCUGCUACAGAAAUGCUUGGAAAACAGUGGCACAAACUAAGCGAUAUCUGCCAGCAAGAACACAGUUUGAAUUCCCUAAGUCUCCUUUUGAUCCUUAUCCUGGGCUGCUUCGAAUGUUCAAAGAAAACAAGCUACUUGAAAAUGCUUUUGUACUGUUUUCUUCACCUGCUUUAUCGGGACAUCCUGUUUUAUUGACAACAUUGAAAGAUUUCUUCAUGGAAUUGCUAUCUACUCAAGAGGGAAUGUUAUUCCUAUUAUCAAGUUCAGAAGUUGUGAAUGGAAUUCAGAAAGCACUACUGCAUACUGUGGAUGAAGCUCGUGAAGAAGCUACUGAAGAGAAUACAGCUCAAAAUUUGGGCAUGCAGCUUGCGUAUCAUUUGCAAACUAUGCUGUAUAUUGAUUGCUUAAUGGCUUACCAUGCACGAGAAAGUACAAAGAAAGUAUUAGAUGAACCUGAUACAGUUUCAGCCCUUCAUCAUAUGUACACGAUGAUCUUCUCUUUAGUGGGCCGUUCCUCAGUUGUUAAUGUUUUAACGACAGCAGAGAAUUUGAAUGCUCUUUUACCGUUCGUCCAAAUGUCAGGUGAUGAACCACUUGAUAUCAAGCAAAGCAAAUCUGUCUGCACAGCAUACGUGACAGAACUACUUUUGCUUGUUGUGCAAUAUUCUGAAAAUGUACCAACUUUAGAGAAAUUUUCCGAUGCUCUUUAUAAUUUGAGCCAGCAAGAGGUCACACCAAAACUUCAUGACCUGGGUUCAUGGAUGUCCCCUACUCGUUCCAUCUCCAGUUAUAACCAUGAGGCUGUGGCUUCACUGAUGACUGUUCUAAAAUCUCACUGUGAAGAUGCAGCCCAAUUACCAGCAGAACUGAUCACUGCAUUGCGAAUUUUGCAGUACUUAACGGUGCCAACAGGUUCUACACUUGAGGAGAAUGCUGAACUGAAGUACAUGUAUGCUAUCAUUCAAGCGUUUUCAAAUGACGGGACGGAUAGCUUGAAGGGAAUUUUGCAAAAUAUUUGUGAUACAUAUUUAAAGCCUUCUCAUCAGUCUCCUGCUUUGGUGGGAUUGCAAGGUGUUUUGGUAGUUGCCAUCGUCAAGCCUUCAAUCAGUAUUUUACGAGCCAUUUUAGCGCAUCUUAUUCUCGGUCGAGGCACUGAGUUUAAGGAUCUAACAGCUGUUCCAAUCUUGUUGAAAGUUUUUUCAUUGAUGCUUUUGAUUCCUACAUCUUCAUUUUCAUAUCAAAUUGCUCAAAAUGUACAAACAGAAAUUAUUGAAGCUCUUUUAACAUAUACUCAGCCUUUCUUAGGAUCUGCUGAAUCAGAGGAAGCUCUGAGCAAAAGUUUAUGGACAGAAAUGGUUCAAGAAAUCUUAAAGUAUACUAAGUUAUCACCAAGCAAUUUUAUGACAGGACUCACCAUACUUUCAGAACUUUUGCCUUUACCUUUGCCCUUGCAAACAAGAGAGCCACUUGCUGAGGAAGAAAUUUUAAAAAUGGUGAAUUAUAGGAAGCUUUGGAGUGCGCACUUGCAUUCGCUUAGUGGGAUCAUUCAAGAAGUGAUUGUUAGCCUUGCUGCAACUAGCUGUCAUCCUCUGCAGCAACUCUUGCGUCGUGUAUGUGUACAGUUGGCUGAUUUGUCAGCUCCUACAGCACUUUUCAUUGUGAGAGCUGUUUUAGAUGCCUUAUUAGAAACCCUCAUUCUUCUUCCACCUGACCAAAAAGAAAAUUUGGAUCCCAUAACAAAUGCUCCCCAAGAGACGCCGACUCCCAUGCUUAAAACCCCCACAUCAUUUACGGCACGAAUCUUGACGCUUGUCGCAUACUUGGUUUCUCAUGCUUCUUUCAAGAUCCCUAUGAUGCAUAUUUUGCGGGGGAGUUCGAAAGCUGACGAAAAAUAUCUAGAUGUUCUUCCACUUAUGCUUGAGCUGUUCAACACUCCAUCUGAGAAGCCUUGUGUGAUCCAAUGUCAAGAGUGCAUUGUGUCAAUCUUGCAGUCCCUAUGUGAUCCAGACAUUGGUUUCAUCACAUUUGAAAGUGGAUCAGUAGUCAAUGAUGUGCUUUCAAGUUGUCUUCCUUGUAAAGAACAAAUAUCUCAAAUAUGUGGAGCUCUUGUCCAACACAUUGGUUGCCAUCAACAUAGUUACUCUUCAGUGCUUCCCUCCCUGAGGUCGCUCGUCAUGUUGACUGAGCAUGACUAUGGAUAUUUUCAUGUCAAACAGGGUCUAGAUCUUCAUCCGAGAGCUGUGUACUCCCUCUUCACUCGCUUCAGCUUAUCCUUCAGCAAGGAUUCCAGUGACUGUCUGUCCACCUUGUCCACGACCCUGGAGUUCCUGCGACUGAUGGUCAAUGGCUACGAAGAUGGCGCUCAGACUGGUCGCUCCAUAUUGUUAUCGAUGCACGAACUGGCUGAACUUCUGCGUGGAGACGCAUCGGGAUCAAGAGACGCCAAGGAGGGAGCCAAAGGUGCAGAACCUUUCCAACCGGUGGUAGAGUUAGCGAAGCUUCUCACUGAAUUUGGAAAUGAUGAAGAAGCUGUGGAAAGUCUUUUAGAGAGCAUUUCUGGAUUGCUUUCUCUUUUAAAUAGUGCUGCUGCGAAAGAAGGGAAACCAGAAAAAGAAAUAGCAGAACCUGUUCUGUCUGCUCCAGAAAGCAUGUCAACCCAGUUUGCUUCCCGUCCGGUGUUCAUCGUGGGAGAUGUAGAAGAAGGUCGUUUGAGUCCAGCAUACUGGCUUGCGAUCCCUGGUGCUGAUGAUGCUGAUCAAGACCAGGAACAGGUCCAUGUUGAUUUACUGGCUAUUGCCGAAAAGAAUAUUCCUGGAGAAUUUGAUCUUAAGGGAACAUUAGAAAAUCUGUGCUUGAGCACCGAUGAAGAUAUGGACUUAAAAUCAAAAAAGAAAGCUAUUAGCACUAUUGGAGGCAAAAGAAAAUACCAACCACUUGUCAAUCCUGCCUUAGUUGAUGUAAAUAAUAAAAGACCUUUCAUUGCUCCCAUGCGUGGCCGUGGCUUCACUCGAGCCACUUCUCACUCCUCCCGAGCCAACGAUCCCUUCCGAUCCCGCCCACCAAACACGAGCCGCCCCCCUUCGAUGCACGUCGACGACUUUGUGGCUCUUGAAAGUCACCACUCUGGAAACAAGUCACAACCUCAAACAAAUCGAACACCCAAAGAGGGGUCCAGAGGUGGUAGAGGACGUGGAUUUGAACGUAACCAAGUAUUCCCUUCAACCCGAGGAACUGGGGGUCGCUUUUUCAGCCCUCCAGGGCCUUAUGGUAGGAGAGAGUCAAACAGGGGAGGAAAUAGAGGCACUACUCGUCUUUCAAACAACGCUUGGGGCAGUCGCUCAAAUCCUAAUUCUGGGCAGAAACUUUCACCUGGUGGUGGGCAAAGAGGAAGUUUUGGAGGUCACAGGUGUGACUACAACUCACCUUUCAACCAGCAAGACGGUAGACCCGCCGGACAGAGGAAUCGUGAUUCUUACACUGACAUGAGCAGACCUUCCAAUGUAAUUCCUCUGAACAGGUUCAAUCGAGGCCCCAGAGUGGUUGGAGGAAUGGGGCAGAACACCCAGGGUCAUUGGCAGGAUAGGAACAAAACUCAGAAUCAGAGAUAUUAUUGGUAGUGCAAGACUAGAAGAACUGCACCAAGGCUCCCUAGAUAUACCGAAGGACAGUUCCCCCAUUUCCCUGAUAUUAUUUCUCCCUGACACCUGCAGAAUGUGUUGAGAACUUGUUUUCCAGUGUCCAUUAAUGCCAUCAUUUGUACUUUAUGGUCUAGAUUUAUUUUGCCUGGAUCACCAAACAGAGGAGGUGGAAGAAGAGAUAUGAACCAAAGGCACCUUCGAUCUUUUACUAGAUAAAAUAAUGUUCCGAAACAUUUCAUGGACUUUUUAUUUUGACAACUGGACACUAUCUUUAUG
Molecule: messenger RNA, 6685 nt
Organism: Uloborus diversus
Lineage: Eukaryota; Metazoa; Arthropoda; Arachnida; Araneae; Uloboridae
Gene: vir
Product: protein virilizer homolog
Exons: 41
Coding region: 134-6388 (2084 amino acids)
Cellular component (GO): RNA N6-methyladenosine methyltransferase complex
Molecular function (GO): RNA binding
Source: RefSeq, a predicted model, not a curated record